AGCAGUAGAGAAAAGGAAAACAAUCAAACUGUGCCAUCUAUAAAUAUAAUAGUUCCUUGUAGUUGUAGAUUUGUUUUCUGAAGAACCUGCUCCACAAUGGCGGAUGCUGAUUUGGAAGCUAUUCGGGCGAAGCGCAUGGCAGAGCUGCAAGCCCAGCAGGGCCAACAAGGAGGUCCUCAGCAGCAAGAAGCGCAGGAGGAAGCUGUACAAAGGCAGAAGGAGGCCAAGAACUCUAUGCUCUCACAAAUUCUUGAAAAGCAAGCCCGGACUCGAUUGCACAGUAUCGCCCUCGUGAAACCGGAGAGAGCCAGUCAGAUCGAGAAUAUGUUAAUACAGAUGGCUCGCCAAGGCCAGAUCGUACAGAAGAUCAAUGAAGAGCGUCUUGUUCAGAUGCUUGAGCAGAUCUCACAAUCAACUCAGAAAAAGACCACUGUCAAGUUCGCUCGCCGACGCGUGGAUUCCGACUCUGAUGACGAAUAGACGCACGACAGUCUGCAUUCCUACAUUGUCACCUGAGUGUCACAUGGUGGAAUAACGUUAUGUGUCAAACAGCAGUGCUGUUAUGUGAAUGUGCUCCUAGCUGGGAUGCCGGCCCAAUUCAGAGCACAGCUAGGGUUUCCUCGACAGUCACUGCGCGGGAAGUUAGUCGCAUGCUGUACCCUACAUGUAGACAACUUAUUCCGGUUGCAGUCUUCCAGUUCAGGUCCUCUUCACCGGGCAUGUAUUCUGCCCCAGCUCAGGCCAGAUGCUAUAGCACCAUCCACCCUCACAACAGCGCAUGCUCAAGUCAUUGAAAACACUCAAUAGUCCAUGCAGCAUGCAAUGCUAACUGGGUGCUUGUACACACUUCUUUGCUUUGUACAUACUUUAGAGUUGUAGUUUUUUUUAAAGAUUUUCAUGUUUUUAUAGAUCUAACAAAUCGUAUUACUGCUUCCACCACAGUAUGCUAAUUUGAUAGUGGUCACCGAUCAUACUCUGCUUCA
This is a messenger RNA of Sycon ciliatum, 983 nucleotides long. RefSeq names its product programmed cell death protein 5-like. The coding region runs from base 97 to 480 and encodes 127 amino acids. The transcript is spliced from 6 exons. NCBI's taxonomy places the organism in Eukaryota, Metazoa, Porifera, Calcarea, Leucosolenida, Sycettidae. Gene Ontology annotation, molecular function: DNA binding. Gene Ontology annotation, cellular component: cytosol; nucleus. The record is from RefSeq and is a predicted model, not a curated record.